AUGUCGAACCAUUUUCCAGUGGAAGAAAAUUUACAGAGGGCUCUUUCAGCGACAGAGGAUGUACCCAUAUCUCCUAAUGAGUCAUUAGGAGACUCAGACCAAGACUCAGGCGUCCUACACGAACCUAUUCAAGAGCGCUAUGAAAAUCCAUCAUAUGCCCGUUUCCGCCAGAUAGCAUCAAAGACGAUCGUUUCCUUUGGGUCCAAUGACCUUGAUAACCCGGUCAACUGGAAAAAUAGACGCAAGUUUCUAGUGCUUGCCGCUGGUGUAAUGCAGGUCAUGAACAGCACAAUUGCUUCUUCAAUAUGUAGCAACGCAAUUCCUCAGAUUGCGGCAGAAUUUGAUAUCGAAAAUCAACAAGCCCUGGUCUUGCCCAUUUCGAUUUUUCUGAUCGGCUACAUCCUGGGGCCUCUUCUGUGGGGUCCAAGCUCCGAGUAUUUUGGGCGCAGGCGCCCUUUACUCAUCGCAUACUGUGGUUUUAUGAUUUUCAUGCUAGCAUGUGCUGUUGCCAACUCGUAUCCAUCUUUGCUGGUCUUUCGUCUCCUGAAUGGAAUGAUGGCAUCGGCACCGAUCGCCACAGUGGGUGGAUUGUUUGCGGAUGUACAGGACAAUCCAACCAAGAGAGGCCGUCUAAUGGCCUAUUUUAUGGCUUGUACUACUUUUGGACCGAUAGUGGGUCCCUGGAUAUCAGGGUUUGUCGCCGUCGUGAGUUGGCGAUGGUGCUUUUGGAUUGGCCUUAUUUGUUCUGGCGCAUCCUUUCCCUUAAUCAUCAUGAUGCCGGAAACAUAUGGACCUGUUGUUUUGAAGCGACGUGCGAUGAAGCUUCGAAAAGACACUGGAAAUUCAAAUAUUGUGUCCCCACUGGAGGUCGAGAGUCGUGAUAUUCGGCAGAUGUUCCUCAUCACCAUCUCACGACCAUUCCGCAUGAUCAUCCACGAAUAUAUUGUGUCUCUGACAUCUCUGUACCUCGCCCUAGCAUAUGCCAUUUUCUAUCUUUAUUUUGAGGCAUAUCCUAUCAUCUUCCAAGAUUUAUAUGGAAUGAGUGCUGGCAUUGCCGGUUUGAUGUUUCUACCUAUUGGUAUCGGCGCUAUCCUGGCAUGUUUCGUCUUUAUCUGGUAUGACGGCUACCUUGCUCGAGCAAAGGCCCGCAAAGCCCCCUGGGCCGAAAUCGAAGAAUACCGACGACUUCCUCUCGCGUGCCUUGGUGGUCCUUUGUACGUUAUUUCACUGUUCUGGGUGGGCUGGACUUCCUCUGAAAAUAUCCCUUGGGUGGUCCCAUUCCUUUCUGGAAUACCCUUUGGAAUGGGCUAUCUUCUCAUUUUCAUGGCGAUGCUGAACUAUCUUACCGACGCAUACGAAACCUUGUCAGCUAGCGCCCAGUCAGCUGCGAGCUGCACCAGAAGCAUUUUGGGAGCAGUGCUUCCCCUUGCUGCGAAGCCAAUGUUUAAUCGACUGGGUAUUCACUGGGCAUGCAGUCUCAUCGCCUUUUUAGCCUUAGGUGUCUCGAUUAUUCCAUUUGCCUUUAUCCGUUACGGUGACCGUAUCAGAGCCAACAGCAAAUUCUGCCAGGAGCUCAAGCGCAUCAAGCAGCUUGAACAAUUGGAGCUUGAGCGAGAGGUGAACCAGCAAGAUGGGGACACUGAUUUGGAAAAGAUUCCGACAACUCACACUGGAGAGAUAAUAAGAGUUGAUACCGCUCGCAGUCACGCCGACAAGGCUUCCAUUAUUUGUUAG
Molecule: messenger RNA, 1734 nt
Organism: Penicillium odoratum
Lineage: Eukaryota; Fungi; Ascomycota; Eurotiomycetes; Eurotiales; Aspergillaceae
Product: MFS transporter
Exons: 7
Coding region: 1-1734 (577 amino acids)
Biological process (GO): transmembrane transport
Molecular function (GO): transmembrane transporter activity
Source: RefSeq, a predicted model, not a curated record